GUCCGACGACAGCUCACAUCGGCCGGUAUCUCUUCCUCAUCGUACGCGCCGAGCGAUGGAUGCAGACGGGAGAAGCAGCAUGGGCAGCGGCAGCGGCACCAGCAAAAGGCGGCGCAUCGCAAUGGCCUGCCAGGCAUGUCGCACGCGGAAGUCUCGGUGUGAUGGUCGGCGGCCACAAUGCUCAACGUGCGACGAGUUGGAUUUUGAUUGCAUCUACGUGGCGUCCGCAGCAUCUUCGAAUGUGAUCGUAGGGAAACAAUUUUUUGCUGCACUCGAGCAUCGCCUGUCAGAUAUUGAGCAGAGAUUGGACGGCAUCAGCAACGGUCACGAUACAUCGCCGCUGCAGCCGGGUUUCUCUACGAGCCAGGGCAGACAGGCGUGUGUCGCGGACGAAGGGGGCCGUUCCAUCUCCAACCGCCGUUCUGGACUGGUCGCAGUCGACGAUGUAGACGCACAUGAUGGUGCCAACGAAGAUUCGACAGAUGGCAUGGGAGCAAUCGUCUUUACCGAUGAGGAGGAUUCCGGCUUUUUUGGCCCUUCAUCGAACAUCGCUUUCACUCGUCAUUUAUCUCGAGCGGUAGCCCGGCUGUCAUCCACUGACCAUACUUAUCCAACGCCAGGCACCCACGAUGGUGGACUCAUGAGAGUGUCUCGACCCCCGUCACCAUCAAGAACUCAAGACGGCAGGAGCCGAGGCCAUUCAAGAUGGCAAACGUUGAAUCUCUUCGCUUUACCGCCAGAAGACGAAACCCUUGACCUGGUGCAGCGGUAUUUUUCUAAUACGGGUUUGUUGUUUCCUUACGUUCACGAAGAAACCUUUCUAGAGACGUACGGGGCCAUGAAAAGGACCAACUUUACAAAAGUUCGUAAGACAUGGCUGGGGCUCCUGAACAUGGUGUUGGCGCUUGCGACCAGCACAACUGUCUCGAACGCAACCACUGCGGAACAGCGGGCAGAAAUGUCAGAUGUAUAUUAUCAAAGGGCAUUGGGUCUGUGUGAUAAACACGUCUGGCGAGGAGCAAGCAUAGAACUGGUUCAAUAUCUUCUCAUGAUGGGGCAGUAUUUGCAAGGAACUCAGAAGUCUACGCAAACUUGGAAUAUCCAUGGACUAGCCGUUAAGGCUGCUCUACAACUCGGGCUGCAUUCGGCUGAAGCUAGUAAAAAACUGUCACCUAUCGAACAAGAAACCAGUAAACGAUUGUGGUAUGGUUGUGUCAUCUUAGACAGGACACUUAGCAUGACCUUUGGUCGGCCUGCAGCAAUUCCGGACAGCUAUGUCAGAUUGGCAUUGCCGGUUGAUUUUGAUCACAUCGCUCCAGAAACUUCAGCGGAGGAUCCACGAAAGCGGAACAGCACCCUGUUCUUUACCAUGACAAUCACACUUUACAAAGUAAUGUGGAACGUGAUAGACCUCCUAUAUGGGGCCAACAUUGGCUGUGGAGCAUCCGCCAACGUUUUUGAGGUUAUGGCAUCCCUGUUCAAAAUGGAACAGCAGCUUAUGGCGUGGGAGCGUUCUCUACCAGCUAACAUGGCCCUCCGGAAAUCGCAAGAGAUUUCAUCGGAAGAGGACGAUACCGAGCGCUACAGGAUCAUUCUAACUUUACGUUAUCACAACCUCCGUAUUCUGAUUCACCGUCUUGUGGUGGUUCGGUUCCUCGAUACUUGUGGCAAGGCUGACCGUGACGAGCAGGAGCUCGCAUUGCUCCGGCAGAUCGGGUCGAACAGUGUGCAGAUCUGUGUUCACUCAUCACUGGAGAUCAUCUCUAUCGUGAGUACUAUAGUUCACUCGACUGGUGUGCGCCAAGUCUAUCUGGGUGCAUGGUGGUUCUCCCUCUAUUAUGUCUUCAAUGCAGCGCUUGUGAUAUCUGCGUGCAUACUAGUCGACCAGAAGACUGGUCUCACUGGCGCUGCUACAUCUUUGCCAGAUUUGCUAGGCGGAGUCGAGAGACCAUUGCAGACAGCAGUUGGCGCCCUGAGGCUUCUUGACAAAGGGAAUAGAAUGGUGGAAACCUGUGCCGCAUUCUUGAAUCGCUUGGGCCAAGUUAUAAUAUCACUCGCAUCGGACUCUUCCACUGGUAUGCCGCUACAGUUACCAUUUCUAGGGAAUGACGACACCCUGUUAAACUCCUAUGGUGGGACGCAGGCCGGGAAUACAAACCUCCAGUCCCCUCUGGGCAUGGAUCUUGGCGAGUUCAUAAUGGAGAGGGAUCUAGACUUCUUGAAUUACUUUGCCGUCAAUCAGCCUCUUUCUAAUGCUAUUCCACCAGAAGGGGGUCAUGGUUAGGAAGCUUCGUUUGUCAAUUGCUCCGCACCUGCUAGUACAAAUACUUGCAGUAUUAUUUAGUUUCUUUUCAUUAGUGAAGAUGCCCAACCUCACUCUCAGCUAAAAAUAGCUUGCAUUUCAAGUGCGCAACACAUGUGUAUUAUACAGACAAUCAAUCUAACAAUGAAAUACAGUCCCAUAUAACG
This is a messenger RNA of Mytilinidion resinicola, 2469 nucleotides long. RefSeq lists its product as uncharacterized. The record is from RefSeq and is a predicted model, not a curated record. Bases 56 to 2284 code for a protein of 742 amino acids. NCBI's taxonomy places the organism in Eukaryota, Fungi, Ascomycota, Dothideomycetes, Mytilinidiales, Mytilinidiaceae. Gene Ontology annotation, biological process: DNA-templated transcription; positive regulation of transcription from RNA polymerase II promoter by galactose. The transcript is spliced from 9 exons. Gene Ontology annotation, cellular component: nucleus. Gene Ontology annotation, molecular function: zinc ion binding; DNA-binding transcription factor activity, RNA polymerase II-specific; RNA polymerase II cis-regulatory region sequence-specific DNA binding.